ACAAUCCCGCAAUUAGAAAUAAAACUGGAGGACCAGAAAGAACAGACAAUGUGUAGUGUGGCGGCGGAGGAGAACAAACGAAAACUGUUCUGCGAAGGAAAUGGGGAGGUGAUCUCUGUGAUUUGUGACGAAACCCUGGGGCACAGAUCUGACAUGUUCAUGCCUGUGGAGGAUGCUGCGCAGGAAUAUGAGAUGGUCCCUUCGGGGGUUGCUUAUAAACAGCCAUACAAAGAGACGUCUCCACCUAAAAAAAGGAAAGUUGACGACGAACGUCGCCGAUUCCAAGAUAAAUGGACUGUGGAUUAUUUUGUCAUCGGGUGCAAACAGAGUGCUUCAUGCUUGAUCUGCCAACACAGAGUUUCCGUUUUAAAAGAGUACAAUAUUAAGCGACAUUACACAACGAAACAUGCACAGCUCUAUGAUAAAUUUCAGGGAGAAGAGAGAGAGAGGAUGGUCUUACAACUGAAAAGAGAAGUAGUGAAGCAGCAGCAGCUUUUUCAGAAAGUGAGAAAAGAGUCAGCGGUUUUGGCAAGUUAUGCCGUGAGUGAAAUGAUUGCGAAGUGUGGGAAGCCAUUCACUGAUGGUGAAUUCAUUAAACAGUGUAUUGUUAAAGUCAGUGAGUUUGUCUGUCCCGAUAGGAGAGAUGUUUUCAGCAAUAUCAGCCUAUCUCCAAAUGCAAUAGCAGAGCGUAUUCUUGAGCUCUCUAAAGACAUCGAUGGGCAGCUCAUCGAAAAAAGCACAACUUUCUGUGCCUAUUCAAUCGCAGUCGAUAGUACCAGUUUGAUUGACAGUCCGCAGCUUGCGAUAUUUGUGCGAGGCGUUGAUGAAAACUUUGCUGUAACCGAAGAAUUACUCAGCUUGGCAACAGUGCGUGGUAGAACAACUGCCAAUAAAAUUUUUCACUGCCUCACAGAAGCACUGGAACAACAUGGUCUCCCGUGGCACUUGUUAGCGGGCUUAACCACUGAUGGAGCCCCAGUAAUGGUCGAUCCACAAAACGGAUUGGUACCGCUAGUGCAAAGAAAGAUGACUGAGGAAAACACUGAGCAACCAGUAGUGUUACAUUGCAUCAUUCACCAGCAAACAGUGUGCAGUAAGUCUUUGAAAUUUGACAACGUCUUGUCGGUGGUUGUGAAAUGCAUGAAUUUCAUUCGCUCGAGGGGCUUACAGCGCAGACAACUGCGUGCUUUCUUAGAGGAAAUCGAAUCUAAAUACGGCGACAUGCUCUACUUCACUGAGGUGUACUGGCUGAGCAGGGGUUCUGCUUUAAAGAGAUUCUUUGAAUUGAAAACAGAGGUGAAAAGGUUCAUGGAAGAGAUUAAAGUGCCUGUACCAGAAUUUGAAGACCCUAGAUGGAUGACGGAUCUUGCUUUCCUUGUUGAUGUCACACAGGAGCUGAAUAUCCUAAAUUUGAAGCUGCAAGACUCCGAUCACCUGGUGACAGCAGUGUAUGACAAUGUGAGAGCAUUCACAACAAAGCUAAAAUUGUGGAAAAAUCAGAUUUCUCAUGGGAAUCUCACUCAUUUCCCAACGUGCAAGUCACUUGUGGAAGAGCUUGGCCCUGAAACAUCGUUCAGUGGUCCUGUAUAUGCUAAUAAGCUUGACCUGCUUCUGCAAGAAUUUGAUCAGCGGCUUGCAGGCUUCAAAAUGCACAAGGAAAGCUUCAAUAUGUUUGCAAACCCAUUUUCGGUCGACGUGGAAACCGUGCCGUGUGAUUUACAAAUGGAGCUCAUUGAUAUGCAGUGCAAUUCCUCUUUAAAGACUAAAUUCAGAGAAACAGAGGAUGUCAUAGAGUUCUUCAAACAGCUGCCACCGUCAUUCCCAAAUCUUUGCAAAGCCUUCAGAAAAAUCAUGUCUUUGUUUGGCAGCACUUACAUUUAUGAGACUCUUUUUUCUGCAAUGAACAGAUUAAAACACCGAACUCAGCUCUCCGAUGCACACCUGGCGGCCACCAUGAAGGUUUCAACUGUUCAGUCCCUGAGGCCAAACAUCCUCAGACUGACAGAACUGAAGUGUUUCCGAGUGUCUGGCAAACGCUGAAGCCUCUACGGCAGGCGAAGGGUUGUAUAAAUUUGUAUGACAAGGGUUUUGGGGGUUUUUUUCAUUCUAAGAAAUUUGAAAUAAAAAAUACAAUACACUUUUUUUUUCCCUCCGAACACCAUCUUCAGUGACAUUAUUGGACCGCUGGGAGGAUUUGAGGACUGGCCCUAAGGUAAAUUGAGUUUGAGAUCCCCUGCUGCAAAGUCGAAAUUACAUCAAAGCAAUGUAAUAUCUGGCAGUCAUGAGCUAAUAAUGCCCACCGCCGCCAGAUAAAGAAGCGGAUCUUAAGAUGCUGAAAGUUUGAGAGAAGUUACUUAUCAACUGUUGUGAUUUAUGGUUCCUACUUUUCUAUUAUUUAUCUGGAUUAUCUUUGAUUCUUGGGUUGUUUCUGCCUGUUGCGUAACUAAUUUUGCAAGUGUUCGGUCAACAAGAGUGGUGAGGUAUAACUGGUUACAUAAUUAAUUUCAUAAUGGGGUAGGUUUCAUUCAGAAAUACUGUUGUGUUAAAAAGAUUAUGGUGCAGCUAAGCGGGGCUCCAGUUUAACUGUGUAAAUUGGGGUGGAAAAGGAAGUUCUUUGGAACCUCGUUCCAGGGCAAAGCCCAAGAUGAGAACUGCCAGACCUCAGUACGCUGCCAACUAUAUUGCGCAAGAACACCAGACACCCUGAUUCUGGUUGGUCAGUAGGAAAACCUUGUUGGCCUUAUUGGGAGUGGUGGGCAUUUUAUGCUUAAGAACAUAGGAACGGCCAUAUUGGGUGAGACCAAAGGUCCAUCCAGCCCAGUGUCCUGUCUGCUGAUAGUGGCCAAUGUCAGAUGCUCCAGAGGGAGGGAACACAACAGGGAAUCAUCAUGUGAUCCCUUCCCUGUUACCACCUCCAGAGAAAUUCCUACCCAUCCUGGCUAAUAGCCAUUGAUGGACCUGAAUUUAUCCAGUUCU
This is a messenger RNA of Pelodiscus sinensis (Chinese soft-shelled turtle), 2976 nucleotides long. The record is from RefSeq and is a predicted model, not a curated record. NCBI's taxonomy places the organism in Eukaryota, Metazoa, Chordata, Testudines, Trionychidae.